Molecule: messenger RNA, 3353 nt
Organism: Corythoichthys intestinalis (scribbled pipefish)
Lineage: Eukaryota; Metazoa; Chordata; Actinopteri; Syngnathiformes; Syngnathidae
Gene: prkab1a
Product: protein kinase, AMP-activated, beta 1 non-catalytic subunit, a
Exons: 8
Coding region: 174-983 (269 amino acids)
Biological process (GO): signal transduction
Cellular component (GO): nucleus; nucleotide-activated protein kinase complex; cytoplasm
Molecular function (GO): protein kinase binding
Source: RefSeq, a predicted model, not a curated record
CCUGUCGCGUGUACUGCCUGUGCCUACAGCGCAUGCGCUAAAAGUGCAGGCCAAAUGUUUAUAUUUAUUAUACUGUCCGAAGAAAUGGGACUGGAGAGCUAAAUUACUGUCACUCGCCUAUCGCCGCCAUAACUCUGCAGUCACCUUGAAGCAGUCCACUAAGAGACGACGUAAUGGGGAACACAAGCAGUGAGAGGGCUGCAUUGGGCCAUGGGGAGAAGGCCCAACGGCGGGACAGCAGGGGCACCAAGGAUGGUGAGAGGCCAAAAAUUCUGAUGGACAGCCCUGAAGAUGCAGAUAUUUUUCACGGUGAAGACAUGAAAGCGCCAUUAGAAAAAGAAGAAUUCCUUGCAUGGAGGCAAGAUUUAGAAGCGGAAGACAAAGACCCAACUUUAGAUCGACCAACCGUCUUUCGCUGGAAAGGCGAUGGCAAAGAGGUUUACCUCUCUGGAUCCUUUAACAACUGGGCCAAUAAGAUUCCCUUGAUUCGAAGUCAAAACACCUUUGUCACCAUCGUGGAGCUUCCUGAAGGAGAACAUCAGUACAAGUUUUAUGUAGACGGGCAAUGGACUCAUGACCCAGCUGAGCCUGUUGUAACAAGUCAGCUGGGCACAGUAAAUAACAUCAUCCAGGUGAAGAAAACAGACUUUGAGGUGUUUGAUGCUCUCAUGGUGGACUCGCAGAAGUGCUCAGACAUGUCAGAUCUCUCCAGCUCUCCCCCUGGGCCAUAUCAUCAGGAUGCGUAUGUUCCAAAACAAGAGGAAAAGUUCAAGUCUCCACCGAUACUUCCACCUCAUUUGCUCCAGGUCAUCCUCAAUAAAGACACUGGAAUAUCAUGUGAUCCUGCACUCCUGCCUGAACCAAACCAUGUCAUGCUCAACCACCUCUACGCUCUCUCUAUUAAGGAUGGCGUGAUGGUGCUUAGCGCAACACAUCGCUACAAGAAGAAGUACGUAACUACCUUACUUUAUAAACCCAUCUGACUGAAGAGUGGUCCAGUAUUAAAUCUAAACCAAUGUGAAUUCAAGUAGCAAUACUAGUCCAGCCUAAGGAUGGAUCAACAUUUCACGUAUUUAAUCUGUUAUAUUUUGAGGGAAUGAAUGCAAUCUGUUUUUAUUACAUAAAUUCACUAACUCUGUUAAGUGUUUGAGUCUUGUAGACAAGAAUGGAGAAAAUAAUUAAUUCUGCUGGUCUUAACAAUGCUUGAGAUGAGCUGAAUAGAAACACUUAUUAGGACAGUGCUGUUAAAAGUAUCAUUGUAAACACGUGACGUUGAGUCAUUUGACUUUGCACCUUUUAGCUUUAUAUAUCAGCACUAUUAUGCAAAUAAUUAUUGUCGGAAAUGCUUCUAUUACGUGUGCUUUGUAAACACACAUCGUACUACAUUUAAAAUGUGUUCCAGCCAACAACAACAACACACUUACCCACCUCAACAACAAACCUUUUUUAGUAGCUUUCAUUCUAACAUAAAACAUGCUCAUAUUCAGAUUAUAUAGCAAUGUCUUACUGAACUAAUUACUCUAUGUGUGGUUUUAGAUUGUUGCAUCUCUUCGAUGUUUUGGCUGAUCAAUUUAUGAGUUCACACUCAGGCUUUAGGCUGCUUUCCAAUGCACUUUGUCCAAUUGGCGGUGAGCAAUAUGUGACCUUCCAAGUUCCCAGUUUUGUGGAACGGAAUAUAGAUUUAACAGGUCAUUACAUUGUACAUUACAUUUAAUCUAAACAGAUAUUACCAUGUCGAAGAUGAGGCCAAUUAAAAAAAAAAAAAAAAAAUAUAUAUAUAUAUAUAUAUAUAUAUAUAUAUAUAUAUAUAUAUAUAUAUAUUCCGCAGAAAUGCAUAAUCCACUGUUGUAGGAACUGAGAGAAUGUGACGUUUAAGUUAUUGAAGGGAACAAAUGCCCCGUUGUAGCUCGCCACUGUUAUAUUUCCUUUUUUACUUUUAUCUUUUGUAAGGUCAUAGUCACCCAGCACACUUUAUUAUGUUUUUUGUUCUUUUUUAAAAAUAUUUUAUUUAGGUUGUCAAUGAGAUUAUUUGUUUUAGUCAGCACUCACAUUUGUGUUAUUUGACAUGACAGUGACCAAUGUUGAAUGUAGAAUAUGUGUACUGUGAAUUCAUAAGAGUUCGUUUGAAAUUUAAUCCAUUCUAAUAUAAAACGGAGUGGUUAUGUUUUGUUUUAUGUUUGCAAUUAAUGGCAUUUUGUGGCAAAAUAGUGUUUUACCAUGUCUGUUAUUUUUGUAGACAACAUUGUGACAUCCUAGUUUUGUGAAAAGCAUGAGAAAAUAAUUUGCAAUCAUCUUCACAUAGGAACCACCUUUGUGAAAUACAGAUAAUUUUCUUCAACUACACAAUAAAAUACACUACAGGAUUUUAAAUGGGUAAAAGUAAAGUUGUAUAAUAAUGCUAUAGAUCAUCACAAAAGGUGCUUGCUCCAGUUCACUAAACAGUUUUGUGAAAAUCUUUUCUGGAAUAAUAACAUAAUGUGCCACCAUUGUACUGAAUUACUGUCUACCCUACCAGAGUUGUUUAUUCAUUUGACCUGGACUGGUUGGACAAGCUCAAAAUCAAUCAAUAUCAGCAGUUUGGAUCAAUGAACUGAUUUCUCAGUGAUUUAUUAUUCAUGGUAAAAUUUAAUGGAAUAUAGAUAUGUUUGCGGUGAUAAAGGUACAGAUAGAUUGUUCUGUUGCUCCCACAUAGGUUGAGGGCUUGGAAUUUUUUUCACUGUUAAAUAACAUUAGAUCUGUAAUUAAUGAUCAUAUUUGCCUCAAUUUUAUUCUGGUUAUUUAUUCACAUAAUUAUUUGUGUUCUACUUUCUAGGCCAGUAAACAAUCAUUAUUGUUCAUGAAAUAAGAUUUUUUUUGUAACCCUUACAUUGUCACUCAUUUAUUAAAGAGCAUCAUGUAAAAUGGACUGUGCUUCAUUUUCCCCCUUCCAUAGUGCAGUUUGUAGUUGUCUCUCCUCUGGUAAUCACAGAUUCACAGCCUUAAGUUUCUUCUCACAAUGGCAGCUGACACAUGGCCUCUCACCUCAAUCUGAAUUAAAGGAGUUUUCUAUUUUGGUUUUGGUGCAGGUCGCAGAAAACCGCUAGUCUUCUUCCUCGUAUAUAAAAAUGAAAAGAGGCCUCAAACAGGACAAUGCAAUCAAGCAGACACCAAUAGGUAACGAGUACAUUCUGAUUUCAAGUUAGCACAAUGACUAAGUAGCAACCAGUAAAUUGCCAUAGAGCCCAUCACCAGCUGACCAUGAGGAAGAAGUUAAAAAGCCAAAACUUGAUUGAAGGAAAGUCAUUAAACACUUAUAUGUAAGUUAAAAUCUCAUUUAUCACAAAUAAAGCACAGAUCUGUUUUUGUCAGAGGGC